This is a messenger RNA of Alnus glutinosa, 1805 nucleotides long. Its product is annotated as bifunctional nuclease 2-like. Gene Ontology annotation, biological process: protein ubiquitination. Gene Ontology annotation, molecular function: nuclease activity. Bases 388 to 1389 code for a protein of 333 amino acids. The transcript is spliced from 11 exons. The record is from RefSeq and is a predicted model, not a curated record. NCBI's taxonomy places the organism in Eukaryota, Viridiplantae, Streptophyta, Magnoliopsida, Fagales, Betulaceae. Gene Ontology annotation, cellular component: VCB complex; nucleus.
AACAAGAAUCUCUUAUCUCCUCGCCCCCGUCUGUCAUUGCUUUUAUCCAGUGCUCGUCGUCGGUCAUUUCCAACCCCUUCAGUUGCUUCAUCCACAAGCUAUAUCUUCUUCAGCUAAAAAUUCCACAAUAUUCCGUCUGAUUUUCCGAUUCCAAUCGGAUCUUUAAGACUUGUGUAUAAUUUAACAUACCGAUCGUCCUGCGAUUUUAUCCGCUCGGAAUUGAAUUCCGGAAUUCGUGAAUCCUGGGAAUUCCGUGGGAGAGGACGAAGAACUGAAGGGAAUUUUCAUGUUUGUGGUCGUGAUCGGUGAUUAAGAGCUAUUGAUCGCUGAUCCCUGAUUAAGGUCUAGAGCUUUUGGAGGCUUUCAGUUGGUAUUGAAGCAGGUAAUAUGGGGUCUCUGCAAGGACCAGUUAUUUGCCCCACAGUUCGAGCAAAGCAAGUGGGAUUUUACAGUUUGCCAAAGGUUGGCCCUUUCCUGAAGGCCAGGCUGCUAAGAAGUGAAUUCUUGGGAUUCAAAGGGAUCAGUUGUACGAAGACUAAAGUAGGGAUUCUUUCUCACCAAUUACACGCUCGAAGGUGCAAAACGGUGCAUUGUAGUUACAGUCCAUCCUCCAAUGGGAAUGGAAGCCCUGCGGAGAACUUCAAUGAAAAUGAUGAAGAUUAUGUUAACUCUAGCGUGAUUGAAGCAGUUGAGGUGAAGAGUGGAGCAGAUGGUUUCAUGAUCAAAAUGAGGGAUGGUAGGCAUCUAAGAUGUGUCCACAACAACCCUCAGGGUGGGCAUCUGCCAGAUUAUGCUCCACAUCCUGCAAUUGUAUUGAAAAUGGAUGAUGGGACGGGUCUUCUUCUUCCCAUAAUUGUUUUGGAGAUGCCAAGUGUGUUACUAAUGGCAGCAGUGCGCAAUGUUCCAAUUGCUAGACCCACUCUUUAUCAAGUGGUUAAGGAGAUGAUCGAUAAGAUGGGCUAUGAAGUCAGACUUGUUAGAGUUACUAAGAGAGUGCAUGAAGCAUAUUUUGCUCAGUUAUACCUUACCAAGGUGGGUAAUGGGACAGAGUGUGUCAGUUUUGACCUUCGACCUUCAGAUGCCAUCAACAUUGCAGUAAGAUGCAAGGUGCCAAUUCAAGUAAACAAGUACUUGGCAUAUAGUGAUGGAAUGAGAGUCAUUGAAUCUGGCAGGCUGUCAAUGCACACCCCAGCUUCAGAUGGCUUAUUAUUUACUGAAAUGGAUCGGCCAAGUGGUCAACCAUGCGUUGAAACAAAGGAGUUUGAUCUUGUGCGCAACAUGCUAAUUGCUGUCGUUGAAGAACGCUACAGAGAUGCUGCUCAGUGGAGGGACAAACUCAGUCAACUUCGGGCUAGAAGGAACAUAAAUAACAGCUCUUGGACAGUAUAAACUGUACAUAAAAAAAUUCUUCAGAGUCGAGGAGGUCAGCAACAUAACAGUGAUUUCUCUCCUCCCUUCUACCUAUAUAUAUAUAUGUAUGUAGCAAGCUUGUGAAUAUAUGUAAAUACAAACUUUUUAAUGUAAAUGUACUUUUUGAGCUCUGCUUAUUAUUCUGCUGCUGCUUCCAAUGCAAAUGGGCUGUUACCAAGGAUGCCUAGUUCUUAUCAUCGGCACAUUGCUGGGCUGUGCUUCACUGUUUGGCCAGCAGCUGUAUGGGAUGUUUAGUUGCAAAUUGUGUAUGGGAUGUUUGGUUCCAAUUGAUGACACGUAUUAUUUUGGCUGGGUUCUUGUAGAAUUUGUAACUUGCUAUCUUCUUGCCUGGCAGAAACUAGAUCUUGUGGAAUCAUAUUGAAUAUUUGAAGAUA